AUGUUAGCCAGUCCAAGUCUUCACAGCUCCUAUUUGGAUGAGUCCUCUUCUUCCUCUAGUCGUCAUCAACGUCAUAGCAGUCGAACUGCCAAUUCAACGUCCUCAUCUACUUCAUCUCGUCGAAAACUUCGUAGUACCAUGAUAGCAACAGACAUAAAUUCAGGUAUUGAACAAUCUCGAAGUUUCUUAACUGGUACAAAUUAUCAACAACAUCAACAAAUAUUUGAUGAGUCAUUUACAUCGAUAAAACCUACGUCAGUUCAAUCGGAUCAAGAAGAAGAUGGUGAUAAUACUUUGUUAUCACAUCGACAUCAUUUACGUAGACAAUCAACUCAACGUCAGUUAGUUAAAAAUCAACCAAAAUCUGUUACAAUGAGAAAACGUCGAGUUAAAAGAUUAACUAUAGAAGAAGACAAUCAAUCACAUGCAGCAGCAGUAGCAGCGAACAAAAAACAAUCUGAACAAAAUAUUCAACAAGAUUUCGGUAAUCUAAAGUGUAGAGAAAGUUGUCACUAA
Molecule: messenger RNA, 516 nt
Organism: Didymodactylos carnosus
Lineage: Eukaryota; Metazoa; Rotifera; Eurotatoria; Philodinida; Philodinidae
Source: the annotation of a GenBank genome assembly